CGAAUGAAAUUCACAAACAAAGCGGACUUCAUUUCAUUCGAGAACCUCUGCGCUUUUAGUGAACGUCUAUCGAUUGGUUUGUGUGAGUGUGUUUCGGGGGUAGAAAAAUUACAAAAAUGGCAGUCAGCAGGCUUUCGAUUAUCAAGUUUUUAGAAUUGGCAAUCGCCGUUUGUUGUAUCGGACUUCACUACAAAAGUGUAACGAACAACUUCAAUGCUGACACUAUCUCGUGCGUGGCCUUCGGUGGAUACACCAUCAUUCUUAUUGGUGGAUUUGCAGGUUAUCUGAUGUCAACCCCAAUCAAUAGAAGGAUCGAUAUUUUCUUCUGCCUGGUUGGGUGUGCCAUUUUCGUUGCUGCUGGCGCUUUGAACAUUGAAAUCUACAAGGACUACAGAAGUACUGAGUGGAGAAACUAUGGAUUAGCCAAAGCUUCCCUGGCCAUCAUCAACGGUGCCAUCUUCCUUUUGGAUUCACUGCUGACAUGGCGCGGCGAUUUCUGAAUAUCUUAAUAUUAAUGCUAAAUUUAGAUUAUAUUUUUGUGCUAUUGCAUUCGAUAAUAAUGUGAUUUUUAACUAUAUAUUUUUAUACCGAUUUUAAAAAGUUGUAUAUUUUGAUAAACGUGUUCCACAAAAUCAACAAAACGAUCAAAUUUACACAAGGUACAAGUUUUAAAUGCAUGGCUUUAAUUGUCGCUGACGAGAUUUAUUUAUUAUUGCAGUACAAUAAUACUCGUAUAUGUAUUAAUGGAUAUUGUGCUUUCGAUAAAAAAACCGUAUAUUAGGUAGCAAAUAGACCUAACUUAUUUUUAUAUUCCUUACAACACGUACAAUUCUUACAAUUUUGACUUGUAUAUAAAUGUUAUUAAUUUAUCUGUUUGUACUUUUAUUGUUCUAUUAAUUCGUGAUUUUCUAUUUUUCUAAGCUAUAUAUGUAAUUGUUUUUAAGAAUAAAUGUGUUCAAAUUACUAAAAA
Molecule: messenger RNA, 970 nt
Organism: Aethina tumida (small hive beetle)
Lineage: Eukaryota; Metazoa; Arthropoda; Insecta; Coleoptera; Nitidulidae
Exons: 3
Coding region: 117-500 (127 amino acids)
Biological process (GO): septate junction assembly
Source: RefSeq, a predicted model, not a curated record